GCAUAUUUCCUUAAAAGUAUACAGUUUUCUAAUAGGAACGCAACAGAACGUAUUCAAGAACUUAAAAAUGCAGCAACGAGUAGUCAAAAUUUUGUGUCUUAUCUUUGCAGUCUCUUUUUUCUUUCUACAAGUUUAUGGAAAGUGUAACGAAUGUCAACAAAAUGACAUAGCCUGUAUUGAUGAAACCCAAUUUCACAUAUGUGCCGGUGGUCAAAUAGAUAAUAAGUAUACAUUUAAAUGUCCUGAGAAUACAAUUUGUACAGAUUAUAGAGCGAAGUGCAUGCCAGCUGAUAGCGGUAUAACUCCAUCAUGCACGCCUGAUGCUGGUUGCGGUAUAUGUUCUCCUCCAAGUAUGUUUACCUGCUUAAGCCGUACACAAUUCGCACAAUGCAAUGGAGCAGAAAUAACCACUAAUGUUGGAGUUUGUCCUGAUGGCUUCACGUGUGACACUGCCACAAGCGCAAUUUGUGUUAACGAUUGUAACAAUCUAACGAAUUUAUCAUGUGAUCGGGACCCAAUAACGCUCUGAAAUUAUCGAUAGAGCUUAUUAUUCCAGAAUCAAUUUAGUUAAGUUGCACUGCUUACAAAAGUGAUUUGUUUUUAUUAAAUAAAAUAUUUAGGGAAUAUAUGAUUUAGUUGGGCUAAUCUGCAGUUUCCAUAUAAAAGUAUACAUAGUUUAUAAAAAAUAUAUUAAUAUAUAUGU
This is a messenger RNA of Teleopsis dalmanni, 703 nucleotides long. RefSeq lists its product as uncharacterized. Lineage: Eukaryota; Metazoa; Arthropoda; Insecta; Diptera; Diopsidae. The record is from RefSeq and is a predicted model, not a curated record. The transcript is spliced from 2 exons. Bases 68 to 529 code for a protein of 153 amino acids.